CUGAGAAAUCGUUCGUUAUCGUACAUCAGGCAGAGUUAAUUACAAUUUCUUCAUCCGGACGCACCGGAUUCGAUCAAGCCGCACUUCAGGCGGUUGACGACGAGCAGCGCCUAACGAGCGAAGUUAGCUCCUCUUGGGCUUAGCGUUAGCGAGCGAAGUUAGCGACAGUGCGCGCGACCGAGACGCACGUAUAGGCGGACGAACGGAGAGGCAGCAGUUACGGGGCCAGCAGGUGACAGGUGGUUUGACGUUUUACCAGCCGCCAUCGUCGUUAGCUACUGCGGCCUGCCAUAUUGCGCGUGAUACAUACGAGGGGGAAAGGUUGCCGAAAGCGAGCCGACACCGCCGAAGCGACCCGCCGCCGCGCGACUCGAUGGCAGAGUGAAACUCGUCCCGUAGAGCAACCUCGCCGCCGCAAAGCGCACGGCCAUUCUUCAAUUCCUAGCGGUAUAGCAGCUUUCCUUCACCACCGAUCCACGAGCGUUUUUCGUUUGAAAAUUUUGAUUAUAGGUGCAAUAUGUCGACUGGUCCGUAUAAUUACUCCUAUAUCUUCAAAUAUAUCAUCAUAGGAGAUAUGGGUGUGGGCAAGUCCUGUCUGCUUCAUCAAUUUACAGAAAAGAAAUUUAUGGCUGAUUGUCCACAUACCAUCGGUGUUGAAUUUGGGACUAGGAUCAUUGAGGUAGCGGGACAAAAGAUAAAGCUGCAAAUAUGGGACACCGCUGGGCAAGAACGAUUUAGAGCAGUUACCAGAUCAUAUUAUCGGGGUGCGGCUGGAGCGUUAAUGGUGUACGAUAUUACACGCCGUUCAACCUACAAUCAUCUCAGUAGCUGGCUAACAGACACAAGGAAUUUGACAAAUCCCAGCACUGUUAUAUUCUUAAUUGGUAACAAGAGCGAUCUCGAGGGUCAACGUGAUGUUACCUACGAGGAAGCAAAACAAUUCGCCGAUGAACACGGCUUAAUGUUCGUCGAAGCUAGUGCAAAGACAGGGCAUAAUGUGGAAGAAGCUUUCCUGGAAACUGCGAAAAAAAUAUUCCAGAGCAUACAAGACGGCCGAUUGGACCUGAACGCAGCAGAAUCCGGUGUUCAACAUAAUCCCAGUCAACCGGGUCGCACCAGUCUCCAAGGAGUGUCUAAUGAACAGCAGGGAGGGAAGGAUUCCUGCUCUUGUUAGGUCAUUAUUUGUUUGUAUAUAGAUAUAUUAAUUGAUCGGUACUAUUAAUGCAUAUAUGAUUUAUACUAAGUGUAGCAAGCAGAUUGUCUCGUAACUUGUAUCCUCCCUUUGAUAAGUGAAGUCUACUUGAGAGAAACGGAAUACGUUCACAAUGAUUUUUCUUUUUAAUUGAUUAGCAUCGUUUUACAGUAAUACGAUGUUAUAAAUACACGACACACAAUGUAGAGACGUAUACCGUUGUCAAGAUAAUUCCAAUAACUUCUCGAUUUUUGACGCAGCAAACAUAAUAAAACUGAUGAAACGGC
Dinoponera quadriceps is the source of this 1479-nucleotide messenger RNA. RefSeq names its product ras-related protein Rab-14 (gene Rab14). Lineage: Eukaryota; Metazoa; Arthropoda; Insecta; Hymenoptera; Formicidae. The transcript is spliced from 7 exons. The coding region runs from base 518 to 1174 and encodes 218 amino acids. Gene Ontology annotation, biological process: endocytic recycling; phagosome maturation; Golgi to endosome transport. Gene Ontology annotation, cellular component: phagocytic vesicle; recycling endosome; trans-Golgi network. Gene Ontology annotation, molecular function: GTP binding; GTPase activity. The record is from RefSeq and is a predicted model, not a curated record.